AUGCAAACUGCCCAGCAGCUUUUCUCGAGCAUGGUCCAGACGUUGUACCAUUCACAUUUUCUCAAUAAUCUCUCCAUCUGCUCUGUUCAGGCCAUUGUCAUCUCCACGGAAGUUGCACACAAUCUCGGUCUCAGCCAGCUGAAUGCGACCAUGUUUAAUGCCGCCGUUCGAAUUGCCGAGUGCUUGGGGCUUCACAAGAUUAAAGACCACCCGUCAACAUUAACACAUACCAGAGAUCAAUGGGAAGAACGCGUGGAGCGAGAAGUCGGACGGCGAGUAUGGUGUCAGAUGAUUAUUCAAGACCACUUCGCUAUUCCUUUCACGGACACUUACAGCAUUUCCCCUUUACAGUAUUCUACCGGUCGUCCUUUAAAUGCGGAUGAGCAAAAUCUCAGCGAAUUGCCUACCAAUAUUCCUACCAUCAGCACAUAUGUACGGGUGCUCGUUGAGCUCGCCGCCCUUAUGCCAGAUCUAGUUGAUGGAUUAGGCCCGAUGAACAAGCGCAAGUCUCGUCGCGAACAAUAUGAACAUAUACUACAAGUGGAUCAGAAGAUGAGGGCCGUUGUUAAAGGCAUACCGUCUUUCCUUUUGCGACCAGACAAGGCAAAAGAGUCGAAGAUCCCCUGGCUGAGCAUCGUCCGUCGAAGUCUUGCCAUCACGGCAGCUGAAAAGAUCAUCAUGAUACAUCGUCCAUUUUUGUUCCGCUCAUUUCACGACCCAAACUAUGGCCAUUCAAGGCGUACCUGCAUUGCGGCUGCGAUGACAAUCCUGCGCGAACAUGAGACCAUUGCCAAGGAGGAAGACCUCUCAAUCUGGACACACACUGCCUUUGCUAUCACUGCAGCAGUCAUUCUAUGCUUUGAAGUCAAUGCUACCGUGGAAGACCCCUCUGAUGGCAAAAUUGAGAUGUACAGAGAGGCCGUUCUGUCUGCUCGGGAGCGUCUCGCUUUACGAAAUCACGAUCUGCUCGCCCAGCGUGGUGUCGCUCUUAUCGAUGCAAUUCUGAUUGCGGAAGAGGCCCACUUUGGAACUAAGCAAAGAAAACGCGGUGGCCACAUUGACUUUAAUCGGAUCUUUGCCAACUAUUCGACCUUGAGCCGGGUGAUUCUGAAUCCCGAUGACGAAAUGGCAUUUGGCAAGUUUCCUGGCAAUAGCCCAGACGAAUUCCGGAGCGUGGACACCAAUGAGAUGCAAUUCGCUUGGAAUCAGGAUGAGAUUGAUUUUGAUAUUUGGUUCAACGGCAUCUUCACCGACCUUCAGCCAUCUCCAUUGGGGUGA
Molecule: messenger RNA, 1278 nt
Organism: Penicillium subrubescens
Lineage: Eukaryota; Fungi; Ascomycota; Eurotiomycetes; Eurotiales; Aspergillaceae
Product: fungal specific transcription factor domain-containing protein
Exons: 1
Coding region: 1-1278 (425 amino acids)
Source: RefSeq, a predicted model, not a curated record